Populus nigra (black poplar) is the source of this 2319-nucleotide messenger RNA. RefSeq names its product 3-phosphoshikimate 1-carboxyvinyltransferase 2. Gene Ontology annotation, molecular function: 3-phosphoshikimate 1-carboxyvinyltransferase activity. Gene Ontology annotation, biological process: chorismate biosynthetic process; aromatic amino acid biosynthetic process. Lineage: Eukaryota; Viridiplantae; Streptophyta; Magnoliopsida; Malpighiales; Salicaceae. The record is from RefSeq and is a predicted model, not a curated record.
AUCAACAUGCUUACCAUAUUGUAUAAUUAUCAAUUUCAUCCUAACUCAAUUAGAAAUUAGACAAUUUUCUUUUUGACAACCAAAACACCCCAAGAAAAACACAGGACGAUUCCUGCACAGAAGAGCAAAAAUGUCUAGUCUUUAACAGAUUUGGGAUGGAAAUAAGAGCUAAUGUAAUAGUUGGACUAGAUUUGGAAUGAAAUUGAUAAAAUUUAUUGGAUGGGGAUGGAAUUAAGAGUAAGGCAAUAAUUUAAGGAUAAAAGGGGUUUCCAAAAAAUAAAAGUUUGUUGGUGAAUCCAAGUAUCCAACUACAACUAAACAAACAAGCCCACCAAAAACUCGAGUAAAAUCAAACCCCUUCAAAAAACCACGAAGAAAACACAGUGUGGGUGUUGUGUUCUUGUGUUGUACAAAGAAAAGAGAGACAGUGAAAGCCAUGGCUCAAGUGAGCAAAAUCAACAGUGGAGCCCAAAACACCUACACGGUACCUAAUCUUUCGAAACCCCAGAACCCAAAUGUUUAUCUUCAAUUUCCUUUAGAUCACAGCUCAUUAAAGGGUCUUCUUUGGGAUUAAAGCAAAGUAAAAAAAACGGGUGAUUGCAGACUAAAGGUUGGACCUUUAAAGGUUCUAGCUUCAGUUGCUACAUCAGAUAAGCCAUCAAUUGUACCUGGGAUUGUUUUGCAACCCAUCAAAGAUAUUUCUGGUACUGUUACUUUGCCGGGUUCUAAGUCUUUGUCUAAUCGGAUUCUCCUCCUUGCUGCUCUCUCUGAGGGUACGACUGUUGUUGACAAUUUGUUGAAUAGUGAUGAUGUUCAUUACAUGCUUGGUGCACUCAGAACACUUGGACUAUGUUUGGAAGAGAACACGGAACUCAAACAAGUGAUCGUAGAAGGUUGUGGUGGUCAGUUUCCAGUGGGAAAAGAAGCAAAGAUUGAUGGUGGACUUUUCCUUGGAAAUGCUGGAACGGCAAUGCGGCCAUUUACAGCUGCAGUUACUGCUGCAGGUGGAAAUUUGAGCUACAUACUUGAUGGGGUGUCACGAAUGAGAGAGAGACCAAUUGGUGAUUUGGUUAUUGGUCUUCAGCAGCUUGGUGCAGAUGUUUCUUGUUCUCCUACAAACUGCCCCCCUGUUCGUGUAAAUGCAAAUGGAGGCCUUCCAGGGGAAAAGGUUAAACUCUCUGGAUCGAUAAGCAGUCAAUACUUGACUGCUUUGCUCAUGGCAGCUCCUUUAGCCCUUGGAGAUGUGGAAAUUGAGAUAAUAGACAAGUUGAUUUCUGUUCCUUAUGUUGAGAUGACUUUAAAGUUGAUGGAGCGCUAUGGAGUCUUUAUACAACAUAGUGAUAGCUGGGAUCGUUUCUUCAUUCGAGGAGGUCAAAAAUACAAGUCUCCUGGAAAUUCUUUUGUUGAGGGUGAUGCUUCAAGUGCCAGUUACUUCCUAGCUGGCACAGCAAUCACUGGUGGGACCAUCACUGUUGAAGGUUGUGGAACAGACAGUUUGCAGGGAGAUGUAAAAUUUGCAGAGGUUCUUGAGAUGGGAGCUAAAGUUACCUGGACCAAGAACAGUGUUACUGUCACUGGACUGCCACGAGAUUCUUCUGGUUGGAAACACUUGCGUGCUGUUGAUGUAAACAUGAACAAAAUACCAGAUGUUGCUAUGACUCUGGCUGUUGUUGCGCUUUUCGCCAAUGGCCCUACUGCCAUAAGAGAUGUGGCAAGUUGGAGAGUGAAAGAAAUGGAACGGAUGAUUGCUAUUUACACGGAACUCAGGAAGUUGGGAGCAACAGUUGAAGAAGGACCAGAUUACUGUGUGAUUACUCCCCCUGAGAAACUAAAUGUUCAGAUUGACACUUAUGAUGAUCACAGGAUGGCAAUGGCAUUCUCUCUUGCUGCUUGUGGAGAAGUCCCAGUCACCAUCAAGGACCCUGGUUGCACUCGAAAAACUUUCCCAGACUACUUUGAAGUCCUUGAGAGCUUUUUGGGCUACCCUCUUACGCUUGACACUCAUGACAUUCACGUGCCUCUAGUCAUCAAAGAAACUGGGAAGAAGGCAUUGGUCUCCAUAUCUGAGAAAUCUCACCUCCAAAGCUUUAGCUGGCACCGACUCGCAAGGCAUGAAAUAGGCAUGGAACAUGUUGCCCGAAGUAUAUAAAUAUAGAACUAGUUAGAGGGGCGCCCCUUCUGCGUUGUUAUUAUUAUUAUUAUUUUUCAUCAGGUUCUCACAUGGGGUCUAUAGUGUGCUCCUGGUGGGUGGUGGCUAUGAAAAUUACUAUUUCCUUUGCUUUAACUUCCAAAUAUAGACUUGGAUAUAAUUUUCUUCAA